Prinia subflava (tawny-flanked prinia) is the source of this 2264-nucleotide messenger RNA. RefSeq names its product small ArfGAP2 (gene SMAP2). The record is from RefSeq and is a predicted model, not a curated record. NCBI's taxonomy places the organism in Eukaryota, Metazoa, Chordata, Aves, Passeriformes, Cisticolidae. The transcript is spliced from 10 exons. Gene Ontology annotation, molecular function: GTPase activator activity. Gene Ontology annotation, cellular component: cytoplasm. The coding region runs from base 66 to 1343 and encodes 425 amino acids.
CCAUACCGGAAGCAGGAAGCGGGCGGGCCGGCCGUGACCCGCGGGCGGGCAGCGCCGGCCGCGCCAUGACGGGAAAAUCGGUGCGGGACGUGGAGCGCUACCAGGCGGUGCUGGCCGGGCUGCUGGCCGAGGACGAGAACAAGUUCUGCGCCGACUGCCAGGCCAAAGGGCCACGAUGGGCGUCCUGGAACAUCGGGGUGUUCAUCUGCAUCCGCUGUGCGGGGAUCCACAGGAACCUGGGCGUUCACAUCUCCAGGGUCAAAUCCGUCAACCUGGACCAGUGGACGCAGGAGCAGAUCCAGUGCGUGCAGGAGAUGGGGAAUGGCAAAGCCAAUCGUCUCUACGAAGCCUACCUGCCCGAGAACUUCCGGAGGCCCCAGACAGACCAAGCUGUGGAAAGUUUUAUCCGGGAUAAAUACGAGAAGAAAAAAUUCAUGGACAGAAGCAUCGACAUCAACGCAUUCAGGAAAGAAAAAGACGACAAAUGGAAAAGGAGCAAUGAGCAGGAAAGAAAACUGGAACCCAUCAUUUUUGAGAAGGUGAAAAUGCCUCAAAAAAAAGACGAAACUCAACAAUCCAGGAAAAGCUCCCCAAAAUCUGAGCCAGUCAUGGAUUUGCUGGGCCUGGACGCCCCGGUGACAACGCCGGUCCCCAACGGGCGGCCCAGCAGCCUGGAGAGGGACCUGGACCUGUUCGGAUCCCUGGGAGCCACCUCGGACUCCAGGAGGGUCGUUGGCUCCAUGCCCACCUCCGGCAGCGCCGGCUCCGUUCCCGAAAACCUGAACCUGUUCCCGGAGCCCGGGGGCAAAGGGGAGGAGGUGGGGAAGAAGCAGCUCUCCAAAGACUCCAUCCUGUCCCUCUACGGCUCCCAGGCGUCCCAGGGGCCAGCACAAGGAGCGAUGUUCAUGGCGCCGGCUCCGCUGGGCUACCCCGCCGGCCCCUUCCCCACCUUCCCCCCUUCCAGCAGCAUCAUGGGGGGCAUGGUGGCCCCCUCGGUGGGGAUGCUGGCCCAGCCCGGAGCCCCCGGCAUGGUGGCCCCGGUGGCCCUCCCGGGCUACGUGGGCGGCGUGCUGGGCGUUCCCAACGGGAUGAUGGGCUCGCAGCAGCCCGGAUACGUGGCCGGGGUGGCCGCGGUGCCCCCGGCCGUGUACGGGGUCCAGCCGGCGCAGCAGCUCCAGUGGAACCUGGCCCAGGUCACCCAGCAGAUGGCUGGGAUGAAUUUCUAUGGAUCCAACGGGAUGCUGGGCUAUGGACAGUCCAUGGGAGGAGGAGGAGGAGGAGGAGGAGGAGGAGGAGCAGCCCAGGGCAGCAACCCCUCCCUCAGCUCCCCGCUCUGGAAAUGAGCCCUGGCCCGCCGUGACCAUUUCUGCCUUCGUUCCGUCCUCCAGACCCGCUCCAUGAGACAUUCUGGGGUUCAUUUUUUGCUUUCGGGUUUGGCCCCAGCUGAAUUUUGGGGUUUUUUUGUCCAUCUCUGCCUUCUCCCCCUGUCACAGCCACGGGGACGGGCGGGUGGCCCCGUCCUCAGCACAGUCAAUGCACAAAACUCCCCCAGAGCUCCUGGGUGGGCACCUGGGCACAGGUGGGACUGGGAAUUCCGGCCUCAAUCCCGCCAGGAAAGCUGGGAUUUCUCACUUCAGUGUUAAAUUUAUUUUUUUGGGGUGGGGGAACCUCGUUUGGUGCUGAGGAAUUGGAUUUGAGCCGAGCCCAGGGGCAAGCAAGCCUUGCUACCUCCUCCCUGGAGCGGAGCUCUCCCUGCUCCCAGCCCUCCUUGGAACCAAAGUCCUUGGGAAAAGCCCUGUCCCACCCCCUGAGCAAGCAGGAAUCUCGCCCGGAGCGGGGGCAAAGCCGGUGGAAUGUGAAAAACUUGCACUGCAGAGGGAAUUUUCUGCCUGGUGUCGGGAUUUGAUGGGAUUUCACUUUUAACAAUCUAACCAGAGUUAAUUCUCCGGGGCCCGGAGAGCCCUGUGCAAGUUUUCUUACACUUUUAAAAAAUGACUCUGAUGUCCUAAUUUAUACUUUUUUUUUUUUGGUGUGGUUUUUUUUUUUUUGUUCUGUUUUGUUUCGUUCUCGUUGUCGUCGUUCCUGUGUAAAAUCCUGGUCCCCCCUUUUUCCUGGCUCGCUUGGGACAUUUUAAUCUUAAGCAGAUUUCUUUUCUCAUCUCCAGUAGAACCCAAAACUGCUUCAAAAGUCAAGCAAGAAGUCGGACUUGUGGUCUGCCUCUCUCCUGUGGAUAUGUAAAUUCCCAAAUAAAACAUUGCAGUGGA